This is a messenger RNA of Aegilops tauschii subsp. strangulata, 2399 nucleotides long. RefSeq names its product nucleotide pyrophosphatase/phosphodiesterase. Gene Ontology annotation, molecular function: metal ion binding; acid phosphatase activity. Lineage: Eukaryota; Viridiplantae; Streptophyta; Magnoliopsida; Poales; Poaceae. The record is from RefSeq and is a predicted model, not a curated record.
UCGGUCGCUUUCGGGGACGACGCUGCUGUGCUGAUAUCCCAAUGCCCCCGCCCUCUUCGUUCUCGUCCCCACACUGCUCGUCAGCUCGUGUAUCGUUGGUGUGGCCGUAGCCCCCUUGGCCCCCUCCGUUCCCCACCGCCAUAGUACGUUGCCAGUAUAAGCUGCAGGCCUCGUCCGUGCAGCGUAGAGCGUAUCACUCACUGUGCGUACGCGGGGAGGGGGCGGUUCCGGGCGAUGGGUUUCGCUCCUUCCCUGCGUGCUGGUUUCCUCCUCGUGCUUCUCGGCCUCUGCGCGGCGCUCCCGCCGCCGGCGCCGCCGGAGAUGCUGCACGAGAGCUUCGCGGGGAAGUCGGAGUUCCGGACGGUCAACCGGAGGCCGCUGGAGUCGUGCCGGAACCCGAGCCCGUACCUGUCCAUCAAUGUCAGCACCGCCGGGCCGCUGCCCGACGAGGCGUUCGUCAAUGUCACCGUCGGCGGCGUCUUCAGGCCCCGUGGCUCGCACUGGGUCGCCAUGAUCACGCCUUCAAACUCCAGUGUUUCCGGAUGUCCACUGAGCGGCGUGAACUAUUUGGAGACCGGCGACACGGCGAAGCUCCCUCUUCUCUGCCACUACCCUGUGAAGGCCCAGCGGGUGAAGAGCGACCCGAGCUACCUGGGGUGCAAGAAGGCGGCGUGCCAGAAGCGCGACGCGUCGGGCGGCUGCCAGGUCCGGACGUGCGGCGCCACGCUGACGUUCCACGUCAUCAACUUCCGCACGGACGUGGAGUUCGUCUUCUUCGCCGGCGGGUUCCAGACGCCGUGCCUCCUCAAGCGCUCCGGUGUCCUCCGCUUCGCCAACCCGGCCAAGCCCCUCAACGGCCACCUCUCCAGCACCGACUCCACCGCCACCUCGAUGAAGCUCACGUGGGUGAGCGGCGACGGGAGGCCGCAGCAGGUUCAGUACGCAGGAGGCAGGGCUGCUGCUUCCGUGGCUACGACGUUCACUCAGAAGGACAUGUGCAGUGCUCCCCUGUUGCCGAGCCCGGCCAAGGAUUUCGGGUGGCAUGACCCUGGCUACAUCCAUUCGGCCGUCAUGACCGGCCUCCAGCCUUCUCAGUCCUAUGACUAUCGCUAUGGAAGUGAUUCUGUGGGUUGGAGUGACACUGUCAAGUUUAGAACCCCUCCAGCUGCAGGGUUAGACGAGACGUCCUUUGUGAUCUAUGGCGACAUGGGGAAGGCUCCACUAGACCCAUCGGUGGAACACUAUAUUCAGCCGGGAUCGAUCGCUGUGACCAAAGCAGUCGCCAAGGAGAUGCAGACCGGGAAGGUCGACUCCAUCUUCCACAUAGGAGACAUCAGCUACGCCACGGGGUUUCUGGUCGAGUGGGACUUCUUCCUUCACCUCAUCAGGCCGCUCGCUUCUCAGGUCUCCUACAUGACCGCCAUUGGGAACCACGAGAGGGAUUAUGCAGGGUCUGGGUCUGUGUACGUGACCCCGGAUUCGGGCGGCGAAUGCGGCGUCGCCUACGAGUCCUACUUCCCCAUGCCCGCUGCUGGCAAGGACAAGCCGUGGUAUUCCAUCGAGCAAGGCAGCGUCCACUUCAUCUUCAUGUCCACCGAGCAUUCCUGGUCGGAGAAGUCGGAGCAAUAUAACUGGAUGGAGAGGGAUUUGUCGUCGGUCGAUCGAUCCAGGACUCCAUGGGUGAUCUUCAUUGGGCAUAGACCAAUGUACUCAUCGAAUGUGGGCAUAAUUCCCAGCGUGGACCCGGACUUUGUUGCCUCUGUGGAGCCACUCUUGCUCACCAACAAGGUGGAUUUGGUUUUCUUCGGCCAUGUGCACAACUACGAGAGGACCUGCGCAGUUUACAAGGGCAAGUGCAGAGGCAUGCCGAGGAAGGAUGCCAGUGGCAUCGACACCUACGAUAACAGCAACUACACUGCGCCAGUCCAUGCCAUCGUUGGAGCAGGAGGGUUCAGCUUGGACGGCUUCUCUCUCAUUCCGCAGAGCUGGAGCGUGUCGAGGAUUUCAGAGUUUGGCUAUGCCAGGGUGCACGCCACUAAGACCAGUGUGUUGGUUCAGUUUGUAAGCUCAGGCACAACGGAGAUCCGGGACCAAUUUAGAAUUGUGAAGGGAGGCAGAUGAUCCAAGUGCUGUUGCAGCCUGCAGCUUGCUCGAGGCAGAUAUGAAGGGAAUAUAUAUAACUGGUUUUCUCUCACUUGUGAUGUACUGUAAAUACUGAUGAAAGACGAACGCUGAAGUGCAAUUAACACGUCAGUGUAUAGCUGUGUACGGUUACUGUAAGAUUUAUAUCAAAAUGUGUUCCUUUCAUACUCCCUCCUUUCCGGUUUGAAUGGCUCAAAUAUGAAAUCUUAUCAACCAAGGUAGAUUGUGAGUGGAUGGCACAAGUUUGUGGAUAUAAA